UGGUGGUGCGCAGUCUCAGUGACAUGGGCAGAUAUCACACGAGUUAGCCACCGCUCAUAACGUUCCUAUCAUCAUCAAAAAGAAGACAGAAGUGAGAGCUAAACUGGUGGGUCGUUACUGCGUCUGCGCGGCAUGGCCCUAAUCUAGGAUUAUGGAGGCUUAUCUAAACUCGCUGUUUAUAAAGUAUGUUUUCGGUGGGAAAUUAGCUAGUCGUGGAUGGCACGACUGGAGCGACGUAUCGACGGUGGUGCUGCGAGGCCGAGAGUAGUGUCGUGCUGAGGACGCCUUCCGCGACGACCUGGCUGAGCGGUGGUCGUAACGGGGCUUACGGCUUAGCACGUGGCAGUGACUUUAAUCGGUGGCGGACCCCAACCUUGGUGCCGCCUCAGUAUCUUCCCGCCGCCCCCGGUGACCAUGUCUGGCUCUCCCGGCGUGGCACUCUGGCUGUCCCGGUGCCGCCUCGAGUAGUCAACUCUUCGCUGCCGCCUCCGCCAGCCGUCGCUGAAACCACCUAAGUUGGGAGUUUUGAAGCAACACUGCCAGCGGCCGCCCUCGUGCAGGGAGGGAGGUGGAGGGGAGCUGACCGCCCCGCCGUGACCACUAACCUGACCUGAUCUGGCCUCAGCGAUGGACUUUCAGAGCGCCAUGGAAACGUUUGCUGAAGCGUGGAUGGCGGCCAACACCAAGUCUCGCCCAGGCUCCUCCGACCACCAGCGGGAGGGGAGCGCCGAGCGGACCAAUGGGCGGCCGGAGGAGGUGACACCCCGGGAGUCAGCCGCUCAUCUGACCAAUGGGGACUCACCGAACAGACAGUCUCCCGUCUUAUUGGCUCGAGACUCCGAAGUGAGCCCCAAGCCCCUGUGUGUGGGCAAGAACAUUCCCUUACACGUGGUGGUGGAGACGGUGCCUCUGUGUGGGGUGGGCGUCGAGGACCUGCGUGGCCGUAUCGACAUGGACAGCUACGCCCUCAUCCCCGCCCACACCCGCUUCACGGACCUUCUGCAGGCCGCCCUUGUCAAGCUAGGCUACUCAGAGGAACUCACACAGGCAAGAGGUUUGCUUCAGCUGAGGAACUGGCGCCCGCUGCCCCUAGAGACCAUCCCGGAGACGGAGGACAAGACAGUGGCGGAGGUGCUGUGUGACGUGGCGCCCCUCGCUACCCUCCAUGUCCGCAUCUACAGCAGUCCGUGGAAGGUGCGCUGUGCAAGAGACAUCAAGGACCGUCUUCUGCGCCUCCUCCUACAGCAGUCCCAUCAUCUCCUGGUCUCUGCCGGCUGCCCGCUUGACGAAAGUCUGCUGACGGCACUGAUUCGAGGCUCCGGGGAGGUGAGCGAGGAGUCGGCCCGCCAGUUUGAAGCUUGGUGGGCUGUGCAUGUGUCCCGCCCCCCCACCGCCGCCCACGUCAUGACACCACCGCACCACGUUCACGCCCGCCCACAUCCACUCGAGAAACUACCACCGGAGCCUCUGCAUCCAGCCAUUCAGACGGUGGGCAGCCAGUACGGCCCGCAGAAGACCAGGAUGAGGACGAGCUUUGACCCUGAGCUGGAGUUGCCGAGGCUGCAGCGAUGGUUUGCAGAGAAUCAGCACCCAACCCGCCUUCAGAUCCAGCAGUACGUGGCGGAACUCAACGCUCUGGAGUCUCGCCGGGGCCGCAAGCCGCUGGACAUCAGCAACGUGGUGUACUGGUUCAAGAACGCGCGGGCUGCCUACAAGCGGCAGGAGUUCCGCACCUUCAAUGGCCUCAAGUCGCCGCCGCCGCAGGACGAGACGAGCGUCAGUGAUAACGAGGACGCCACCGCUGCUUCCACAGCCUCUGCCGACCCUUACCCCGGCCCGCCCCCCUCACACCACCCCGCGGGGCCCUCUCCGCCCCCAACCACCACCCAUGAUCACCCACAUUCCCACCAGUCACAACAGCAGCAGCAGCAACAACAACAACAACAACAACAACAGCAACAGCAACAGCAGCAACAACAGCAGCAGCAACAGCAGCAACAACAACAAUCUCAACAGGAAGAAAAUCAGGAGGAUGACGAGUCUCGGCCGCCCGGCUCGGAUCCGCCUGAGAGCUUGCAGGGACGCAGCCAGACGGCGGGAGGGAGUUCCGGUGGCCAGAACUCUGGCGGUGAACGAUGCCAGGGCGAGAGUGACGUUGACAUGAGUGAGGACGAAGACGAAGUACGUUCACGAGACAGCGUCAGCGUCACUCUGGAGAGCAAGUGUUCCCCUCCCCCUGUGGUGUCUCCCGGCGCCCUAUCGUUGCCACCUUAUCCGCCACUCACGGGACUGGGCCAGGCAGGUAUGGAGCGCCUACCCUACCCUGUGGUGCCCGGCUCUCUGCUGCAGCAUUCCAUGAUGUAUAUGGCUCACUACAUGCCGCAGGUUUCGCCUUUCUCUGGUGGCCUCGGUAGCAGCGGACCGCCAGAGGAGAGGCGCAAAAGGAAUCGGACGUUCAUCGACCCGGUGACAGAGGUGCCGCGCCUGGAGCAGUGGUUCGCCAUCAACACUCACCCCAGCCACAACCUCAUCCUCAAGUACACCGAAGAGCUCAACCGCAUGCCCUACCGCCAAAAGUUCCCGAAACUCGAGCCGAAAAAUGUUCAGUUUUGGUUUAAAAAUCGACGUGCCAAGUGCAAGAGGCUGCGAGUGUCCAUGUGAGGCGCGCCGUGGUAGACUCCGCUACGAGGCACAACACGCGGAGUUACUCGAUUGAUGGAGUGACUUGGGGUGGCAGCCUCUCGUGGGGCUGAAAUUACGGGUCGCAGCAACUUGAAGGUCACCUCUCCUCCCCAGGCUGAGGGCCUCGCCACCCCUGGACGCCCGUGUGCAGAGGCAGGCCGUGCGCCGCUGGGAUGUGUUAAAAACUGUUGAUGCGAUAAAGUGACAGUCAGCGUGGCUUAUGAGUAACAACGCUUGUGUCAAAACUUAUCUUCGUUCAUGAUGCCAAAAUUACAUCCGGUGGAAAAUACUUGUUAUUAUAUUAAAUACUAUAUUUGUCAUUAUUGAAGUGGAAUUAGUGCAAUACUCUACUCUGGAAAGAAAAAAAAUGUUUAGUGGGUUCUGCUAAGGUUUCCCUUUGGCGUGUCUUGACUAUCCAUCAAGACCUCAGUGGUGAAGCAGUGGGUGGUUGUGGCGGCGGAUUGAGCAGCGGCGUGCCAGGCCUCAGCAGGCUCCACCAGCACCGCCACUUCUAUGGACAGUACUUAGCGGCCUGCUGCCUCUUGGACAGCUGACUCAUGGGACAACCACACCAGAAUUUGCUAAUUAAUUUUGUUUGGAAUAAGAGAAGUGUCUGUUCAUCGUGAACACAUUACUAUGUAUAUUGGUUUGGUGGCGCUUCUAUAAUAACGUUGAUCAUUUCAAAUUAGAAAAAUACAAUUGUGGUGCAGAUCGUGAAAAUAUGUAAUGCAUAUACACAUUAAUAGCAGACAAAUCUGGCAACUAGUAAGCCUCGCUAAGCUCUUAUCCUAUGUUCAUGUAAAACUUAAAGGUUCUAGUAUGGUUUUGUUUUACGUGGCGUGAUGUUUCUGUCCCGAGUGUUGCAGCCGCUGCCUCACCGCUGCCAAGUCUGCCGCUGCUGUCGCUGACAUGGACCCCUCUGGAUAUACUCAUUUCCUUUCCCGUGUCCUCAGGACAGUAAAGGAAACAAUCGGCAAAGCUGUUACAAAAGUAACUUUGUGCUGUGUUUUGUUCAAUUCGUGCAAGAUUGUUGCUAAUACGUGUAGGAUAUAUAUAUAUAUAUAUAUAUAUAUAUAUAUAUAUAUAUAUAUAUAUAUAUAUAUAUAUAUAUAUAUAUAUAUAUAUAUUGAUGAUGAAACAGAUGUGGUGUGGCCUCGGCGGGGCGAGUGAGCGCCUUUGGCGUGACAUGAGGGCUGCUUCGCCUCCCUGAGCUCAACGAUAUUGGAUAAAGAAAAUGGAGAAAAUUUUUUUUUUUUUUUUUUUCUCACCCAGCUUGCCUAAAGACCUGAGGUGACAGCAUUGCUGCGGCAGAUGCAGCGCGCCUCUCCUAAAACUGUGGUUGGUUCAUCGUAGCCGUUCAUUAUACUUCAUGAUAUUAAGGUACUUAGGAUUAUGUCUAUGUCUGUUCCCUGGAGAGUGUAUUAUUUAUUCAGUGUGUGCGUGUGCGUGUGAGCGUCACCGUGUCCGAGAUCUAGUCAAUAGGCGCCGCCACGCCCUACGGGGGCUGGGCGGCCGAGGGGCGCGGCUCUGAUCCCCCUGCGGGACACCACUUCCAGAUCCUCUAUGAAUUAAAUUAUAAAGGGAGUUACCGGUGCGUCUAACGUGCAAAUGUAAUAGACAUGUACAUUGAGAAAUACUCGUACAUAUAUUUGAUAUGUAUCAGUAUUUUUGUAUUUUGAACGGAAUUAUCCAGUUUGUUUGGAUUAGUCAUUACCUCUGCGUCAUGUUGCAGUUUGUCGUUCAGCGAAAACCUUCACUUCGUGUCGCCUCAUUACCAAUAGUCACCUCACACCAACUGGCGGCCCCGCGCUGCCAGUCCCGCCGCCAUGGUAGUGUCCCCUUUCCCCUCCACGUGUCUGGGCGCAACCCACGCCCCGGCACAGCCACGUAGAUAUGGACCGUUUCCCUCUGGUUCUUUGUGAUAUUUUAUUAUAUACAAUACUUGACAUGUAAAUAAGAUUGUUAUAUAUUUCAAUUUCUGUGUGUGUGUGUGUGUGUGUGUGUGUGUGUGUGUGUGUGUGUGUGUGUGUGUGUUCGGGGCACUCAAGACUCCCCCGCCCCCAACACCAUACUCAGCAUUUGCAUUAAGUCUUUUACCUAGUCGGCGAUCUGAUGCAAAAAUACCCACUUUUUUCCCCUCUCACCUCCCACGACCCAAUAUAAUAAUAAUAAAAAUAAAAAAAAUCAACGAAAAACUGUCCUUGAAAGAAAUCUUGGAAGAUAUAUAAAAUAAUUACAGAAAAUACAACUGUAGAAAAAGUAAACAAAUGCAAGUGUUAACAAUGACGAUGACGACGAUGAUGGUGGUGACGGUGAUGGUAAGGUGUGUGUGUGUGUGUGUGUGUGUGUGUGUGUGUGUGUGUGUCGGUUUGAAUCCCCACUCUCCCUCACACUUUUAAAACCUCAUGUGUUUCUGUUAGACAAGGAGUCCAGUCAGUGUUGUGUUUGGAUUCUGUAUAUAUCCCGUGUUUUGUACGUUGAAUGUUUACUAGAGAGCGUUCGUGUAAAGACAUUCUAGGGGAUAAAGAAAAAAAACGAAGCAAAAAAAAAAAUCAAUCAAGAAGGGAAGUCGGUGAGUCUCCCAUCACUUAGAUCUCAUUUUCUUUCACCAACCAGUCAGUCUCUCUCUCUCUCUCUCUCUCUCUCUCUCUCUCUCUGGAUGCGCUCACUGUGUUGUACUGUACAUAAUGUUAAUACAAUGUUGUCAUGGGGUGAAAAAAAUGUAGUGUUUGCUAGCUGUCUCCCCCUCAUUCUUCCCCGAUCCCCUUCCCCUUAUCCCCAGCCCUUCCUUGCCUUGUCUUCGUUCCUCUUCUCCCCGUUUAUCUCACUCUUGUUCCUUCACUCACUCCCUCAUAUUAUGUCACUCAAAAUACAUGCUUCCACCCACGUCUCUCUCUCUCUCUCUCUCUCUCUCUCUCUCUCUCUCUCUCUCUCUCUCUCUCUCUCUCUCAUUAUCUACCUCAUCACUCAUUUCUUUAGCAUCCCAUCAUCCCAUAUUCUCUCUCUCUCUCUCUCUCUCUCUCUCUCUCUCUCUCUCUCUCUCUCUCUCUCUCUCUCUCAUAUCUUCAAUCUCUUAUCUCUUCUCUUUUUCCCCUUACUAAUGUUUCUGACCAUUAGAUUUUAGACCACUUCCCUCCCUUUUCCACUUACCUCAACUCCCUUCCUCCUCCCUUACCCCUGGACGCACUCUCCCUCCUCCCUCCUCCACCUCCCCUACCAUAACCCGCCAUAGAGUAACCCAUCUGGAGGGGUGAGUAAGAUGUACUGAUUCAAGUGUUGUUCAUAAUAAAAUAUGUCACUUCA
Molecule: messenger RNA, 5985 nt
Organism: Portunus trituberculatus (swimming crab)
Lineage: Eukaryota; Metazoa; Arthropoda; Malacostraca; Decapoda; Portunidae
Exons: 12
Coding region: 628-2661 (677 amino acids)
Biological process (GO): chromatin remodeling; regulation of transcription by RNA polymerase II
Molecular function (GO): DNA-binding transcription factor activity, RNA polymerase II-specific; RNA polymerase II cis-regulatory region sequence-specific DNA binding
Source: RefSeq, a predicted model, not a curated record